AAGCUUCUCCAUGCAGAUUCUUCAUAUGCCCAGAUCCAUUGUGCCCUGACUUCUGACCUGCUCAGAAAAGAUGGAGUCGGUCUCCUUUGAGGACGUGGCCUUGAACUUCACCCGGGCCGAGUGGGCUUUGCUGGAUCCUGCCCAGAGGCGCCUGUACAGAGACGUGAUGCUGGAGGCCUGCAGGCACCUGGCCUUCGUGGAGGGUUUCUCUCAAGGAAAAGCGAGUGGUGCUCUCGGAUGCGUCUUGAAGAAUAAGCUGUUGAGUGAAGACAUCACCGCGCGGUUCAUAAGCAAAGGAUCCUGGAAUGGAUUUGGAGAGAAGCGGAUGUUCCCCGAGGCAGGUGACCAGCUGCCCACGAAGAAGAAGCAGCAGCGGCAGAAACGCCUCUUGCCGGACAGUCUUGGUGACAGUCAUGGAGCUCCCCAGGGAGCCGCAAGAACCCCGAGGCAGACUCGAAGCCUCCCUGCACCCCAAAGUCCUGUCGCUGCCUCUUCUGUGGAAUGUUCUUCCCCCCGGCAGCCCCCAGCACCUCCUCACGGCUCUCCUCCGAGUGACCUGGCUCAGGGGGGCAUCUGCAACCCGGCCACCCAGGGGACCCCCUCUCCCAAGUCGGGUGCCCUCGGGCGACACCCUCAGGGGGCCUCUGUCACUCCAAGUCCGACUUCGCACGAAUGCAAAGUGUGUGGGGAGACCUUCCGUGUCUCCAUCCUCCUGACGCGUCACAUCCGGGAGCACCACAAGGAGACGCUGUACAUGUGUGAGGUCUGUGGGAAGGGCUUCCGCUACCUCAAGAACUUGAAGACUCACGCCAAGGCCCACACUGACCCCGAGAAGCGCUUUAAGUGCCCCGAGUGUCCCCAGGCGUUUAGGUACCCCUCCAGGCUGCGCGCCCACGCCCUGGUGCACUUGGGGGUCAGUGCUCUCACCUGCGAGCAUUGCGGGUUAAGCUUCGUGUCUCGCUGGAAACUGCAUCGGCACAGCCGGACCCACACCAAGAAGAGGAGGACGUUCGACUGUCCCGAGUGCGGAAAGGUGUUCCGGACUAGCAGCGCGAGGUCCAAGCACAUGCCCGUCCACACGGGCAAGCGGCCCUACUCCUGCCCACAGUGCGGGAAAGGUUUCCCCGUUCUGAAAGACCUCAAGCGCCACCUGGUGACACACAUGACCCAGAGUCCCUUCCAGUGCCCCGAAUGCGGCAAGUCCUACCGCUGCCGCUCCUACCUAUCCGGCCACCUGCAGACACACCACAUGGCCCAGCCCUUCACCUGCCAGCAGUGUGGCACAGUCUUCAGCCACCCCAGGAUCUUCCGCCGGCACCUCAGGAAGCAUCUCGAGAAACAGACAUUCGUGUGCCACUGCGGGCAGGGGUUUGAACAGGCCGAAUCCCUCCAAACGCACGUUCGCCAGGCCCACGCCGGCGGGGAGAAGCGCUGA
This is a messenger RNA of Sorex fumeus (smoky shrew), 1435 nucleotides long. Its product is annotated as zinc finger protein 77-like. The record is from RefSeq and is a predicted model, not a curated record. The transcript has 4 exons. Gene Ontology annotation, biological process: regulation of transcription by RNA polymerase II. Lineage: Eukaryota; Metazoa; Chordata; Mammalia; Eulipotyphla; Soricidae. Gene Ontology annotation, molecular function: DNA-binding transcription factor activity; RNA polymerase II cis-regulatory region sequence-specific DNA binding. The coding region runs from base 71 to 1435 and encodes 454 amino acids.